AUGAAAUUUGAAAAAUAUCUUGAGAGAAAUAUGUACACUCCUUAUAAAUAUUACUAUAUAGAUUACUCAACACUAAGUAAAAGUAUAAAUUUAGAUGUGUGCGAAUAUAAACAGUUACUUAAUGAAAACAUAAAACUAGUAAGUGGAUUUAUUAAAUUAAAAAUCGAAGAAUUAAGAAAGAGACUAUCAAACUGCGCAAAAAAUUCAAAGAGUCUAAAAAAGUUACUUAAAGAAAUGAAGGAAUUUACUGAAUACGUAAGAAUAAACACACGAGGGUUAAAAAAAGUCAUACAACGAUAUGAUAAAAAAACCAAUAACUGCCUUUACAAAGAAUAUAAAAAAGUAAUAUAUGCUAUUAAAGAUGAUGUAGACAAGUUAUCUGAUAUGAUUUAUAAAUCAAGUGAGCUUAUGUUAAAAAAUACGAAAAAAGCUUCAAUAGAUAAUUCUUGCUUUGUAAGGAAAACUGAUAAGUAUUGGGUACAUAAAAAUAAUGUAACUACCCUUAAAUUUCUAAUAUUACAACACCUUCCUUUGUACGUUUUUAAUAAUGUAUAUGAUCCAGAGACACAUGAUACAAACAUAUCUAGUGUUUACUUUGAUAGUACUGAUUACUGUCUGUACUACGACAGACUAAGAAAACUACAAAAUUCUGAAGCUAUACGAAUUAGAUGGUAUGGUGAUGCCGAUGAUAUCGUCUUUAUUGAGCGGAAAAGACACGAAGAUGGAUGGACAGGUGAGGUUAGUAAGAAAUUACGAUUUAGAUUGUAUGAAUCUAAGGUUAAUGAUUUUAUAUCAGGAGAAGAUGUAUGGAAUUAUGUUGUAGAACUGAAUGAUGUGACAGAUGACUUAAAAAUUUUAUACAAAGAAAUACAAGAAACAAUUGUUACUAAAAAUCUUAGACCGAUGGUGCGUACAUGUUAUAAAAGGAUAGCCUUUCAGUUGCCUAACGAUACAACUGUGCGAAUAUCAUUAGACACUGACUUGUGUAUGGUAAAAGAGAAUAUUGAUAAAAAUGAUAACUGGCGACGUAUUAAUAUAAAAUAUCUACCUAAAGAAGAAAUAGUGAGAUUUCCAUACGGUAUACUUGAAGUAAAGACCCAGUGUAUUGAAGAAAACAAACCAGACUGGAUUAUUGAUAUGACGACUGGAAGUCUUGUAGAACAUGUUCAUAAAUUUAGUAAAUAUUUGCACGGUAUGGCUGUUCUCUACCCCAACAUAACGGAAAUUCCUUACUGGCUCCCACAAAUGGCAACUAAAAUCUUAAAAGAUCCAUUUGAAAAUAAAUCAUCGUACAAAGAGUUUGAUAACAAUCAAGUAUUAAUUGAUAUUCUACCUGAAGAUAAGGAUAGCCUUGUUGACAGUGAAUAUUUAAGUACAUUUGAUACUACAAAUAAAAAGAUAUCUAUACCUGUUAGAGUUGAACCUAAAGUAUUUUUCGCUAAUGAAAGGACAUUUCUUUCGUGGGUACAAUUCGCCAUAUUUCUAGGCGGAAUAGGUACAGCACUUUUAGGAAUGGAAAGAGAAAGAGCUCUGUUGGGCGGGAUAACACUUAUAGGUGUAAGUAUUGUAUUUGCUUUCUACGCCUUGUAUUUGUAUUUAUGGCGUGCUGGGAUGAUAAGAAGAAGGGAAUCAGGACCAUAUGAUGAUAUAUACGGUCCACCUAUUUUAGUAUGUGUUUUUUUAUUUGCUAUGUUUCUUGCAAUUAUAUUUAAAUUUCCAUUAAAAAAAGUACUUUAA
This is a messenger RNA of Vairimorpha ceranae, 1737 nucleotides long. RefSeq names its product polyphosphate synthetase vtc4. Bases 1 to 1737 code for a protein of 578 amino acids. The transcript has a single exon. The record is from RefSeq and is a predicted model, not a curated record. NCBI's taxonomy places the organism in Eukaryota, Fungi, Microsporidia, Nosematidae.